AUGUUCAAGUUGGUCACCUUUGCCGCUGCAUUGGCAGCUGGUGUUUCUGCACACGGCGACCAUAGCCAAGAGGCUUUCAAGGAGGGCCCUCACAAGUCUUUGUGGUACAAUACCCUUCCUGGUGAUGGUGGUACUCAGGCCGAUUCGGUCUUUUCUGGUAUUUCGACUUUUGGUCGUAUCGAGUACCACCCCUGCCUAGCUAGCGAUGCCAGGAAGUACGACAUUGCCUUUAUCGGUGCCCCCUUCGACACUGGCACUUCGUACCGUCCUGGUGCCAGAUUCGGUCCUAGCGGUAUUCGUCAGGGUUCGAGACGUCUGAACCUUUACGGAGGUUUCAACGUCCCCCUCCAAGCGAACCCUUUCAAUAGCUGGGCCACUGUCAUCGACUGUGGUGAUAUCCCCGUGACAAGUUACGACAACGAGUGGGCUCUCAAGCAAAUCGAAGAGGGCCACAACAGCAUCCUCAUGCGCGAGCCCGCCGCAAACGCACACAUGACUGGCCCCAGCAAACACGGCAAGACACUUCCUCGCGUCAUUACCCUCGGCGGAGACCACACUAUCACGCUGCCUCUUCUGCGCUCCAUGAACAAAGCAUACGGACCCAUCACGGUCAUCCACUUUGACUCCCAUCUCGACACCUGGAAGCCAAAGGUUUUCGGAGGCGCACCCUCCAAGACUGCCUCUAUCAACCAUGGUACGUACUUUUACCAUGCCGCAAUGGAAGGGCUACUGCGCAAUGAUACAAACAUUCAUGCUGGUAUCCGCACAACCCUCUCGGGCAUGUCCGACUACGAAAACGACGGCUACUGUGGUUUCGAAAUCGUCGAGGCUCGCGAGAUUGAUACGAUUGGAAUGGAUGGUAUUAUCAAGAAGAUCCACGAUCGUGUUGGUCACGAUAACCCUGUCUACCUCUCCAUCGACAUCGACUCGCUCGACCCUGCCUUUGCUCCUGGAACCGGUACCCCUGAGACAGGUGGCUGGACCACCCGUGAGCUCCGUACCAUCAUCCGUGGCCUGGAGGGCAUCCACCUUGUGGCCGCCGAUGUCGUCGAAGUUGCGCCUGCUUACGAUACCAAUGCCGAGUUGACCACCAUGGCCGCUGCCGACGUUUUGUACGAAGUUAUGACACUCAUGGUCAAAGACGGCCCCCUCUCCGAGUUGUCGGUCGACAGCAAGAAAGAGCUGAAGUAG
Aureobasidium pullulans EXF-150 is the source of this 1191-nucleotide messenger RNA. Its product is annotated as Arginase/deacetylase. The record is from RefSeq and is a predicted model, not a curated record. NCBI's taxonomy places the organism in Eukaryota, Fungi, Ascomycota, Dothideomycetes, Dothideales, Saccotheciaceae. The transcript is spliced from 3 exons. Bases 1 to 1191 code for a protein of 396 amino acids. Gene Ontology annotation, molecular function: agmatinase activity; metal ion binding.